CUCCCUCUUCGCCGCCAAUCCUACUCUUCAAGCGCCGCAAAGAGCCCAGGGGAAAUGGCUGGAGGUACACUACAUUGCAAAUUGCCGUUUCAUUGUCACACUGGUCACAUAUUGAUGACAGGCAAGGAGGGUCUUAUUGAUCGUGUGCUGGCGGUGUGGCGUCGGCGGCACCUGCACCCAUAUGACAAGAUCAGCGGCAAGACCAUCCUCGUCGAUUACAAGGUCACUGCGGUGGUUCUGCAAUGCAUGACACUUACAUAAUGUAUGUGACGUGUGUGUGUGUGUGUGUGCAGGAGGAUCGUUUCUCUCGAUGGUUUGAUAAGUAUGCCAAUGCAGAGGGCUCGCUGUCUGCCGAAGAUCUGCCACGCACAACGAUGGGCGGCGUCUUGUCCCUCAUCUUUGGUGCUCUCGUAGCCGUCCUCUUAGCCACUGGGAUAUACAAGCUCUCCUCUCAAAAUACGACCAUUGUGUGAGGCCAAAGUGACCAUCUGCAGUGGCACGGUUGGUGCCUCCCGGCCCUUUCCUUCGAUUCAUGCAGGACGGGGGAUCAGAUUGUCUUCAACCUUGACUGUGUUGGGACGCCUGCCAAAUGCAGCGCGCCGGAGGAAGACGACCCGUAACCUGCAUCACCAUACAGUGGCAUAGGCAGAUAUGCGAGAUACUGGAUGGAAUGCUGUCCUCACAUAGAUUGGCUGCUGUGCAAGACGCAUUUUGGCCAUACGGCGACCCUAUUGACCUGCCGGCGCUCGACCUGACUGUCUCUUCACGGCUUGAAUUCUAUGAGACAUCGGGGAGGACCUCACUGCACAAGAUACGGGUGGUUGACAAGAUGAGCGUCCACUCAUCCCUUCUUGUGAGUGAGACACAGAGACGGCACGUCGUUGAAAGGAAUCGAAUCCCCUUUCCUAUCUGUUGCAGAAUCACCAUAGUGCGGUGCCCAAGGUCCGCGCGGUGAAGGACUCCUUUGCAGUGAGGAUGAACUCCUGGCACAAGGUGUCGGGCCCGCUGUCGUCGCCCACGGAAAACAUCGAGCGCGGCAUGCACGAAAUGAUGGUGACUGAGAGAGGCUCAUAAAGAUGUAUGGAUCUUCUUUUCCCUUCCCUCGUGUGUGUGCAGGCCUCAUCGGCGUCCCACCAGUUUGAUGAGACCUUGAAGCAUUUCUACGCCGAAAAUGACCGUUUCAGUGAGUUCGAGGAAGACAUGGUAAUACAUCACCAAACGUCAAGGUCGGCCUCUCCGUAUCGCCUACCUACGUUGCUUUCUUCCCCUUCAGUUCGACCACAAUGUUGUGGCAUUUUUUCGUUUUGAUAAAACUCAGCUGCGUGAGCUUAAGCCAUGCCAGCUGCAGGUCGGACUCGUCAACACCGCCGAGUAAGAAAAGGGGGCUGGGCUGUUGUUGCGCUGUUAUCUAUCGCACUGCGUGUCAUGUCAUGUCAGGUUCAAGAUCCUCGAGGACGCCAUGAUCGCAGACCGUAUCUAUCAGAGCCCCAACUACACCCAGACGCUCGCCACAGACAGCUUCACCUGGACCACUGCUUCAUGGGACUCCCGCACCAAGAGGUGGAGCGACGAUCUCACCAAGGGCACCAACGUCGUCCUCCUCAAGAGCAGCUACACGCGAGCCCAGCUGGCUGCAUUCAAAAACACGACGGCAUACGGCCCGCUGAACGUCAAUGUGAGGGCGCGGAGGAAACAGGCCACCACGCAGUCGGCGGGAUGCACCGACUUCACCAAGGUGAGAUAGAUAAAGCCAGGCGAGAAAGAUGGAGACGCACAUACAUACAUACAUACAGACAGAGACAGGAAGUCGCUCGUGUACUCAUAGGAUGGGGCUUUCUUGCACUGGAACGUGUUUGUCAAUUACGUCAACAACUUCAAUCACACCUUUGAGAGUGCCACGUGCGAUGGUAAGGCUGGCGAGGCGUCCUUCGACUCUGCCUAUUGGGUCGCCGCCACCCCCACCAAGAACCAAACCGUCCUCCAGCUUACGAACUUCCGACCACCAAAGAACGGUCGGCUUGUGAGUGCCUGUCAGCGGGGCCCAGCGAGUGCCACUGGGUGGCCUUAUUGUGAGUUUGUGUAUGAUGUGUAGGCAAUGCUCCGCCGUUCUUUGUGCUGAUGGUCGGAGAUGCCGGCAUGGAGAGGAUGAAGGUCGUCAAACUCAACAACACAGCCAAAACGUGGGCGGCACUCACACAAUCACACCUCUGCACACGUCUGUAUCAAUGCUUGCGUACCUAGAAUGACGGUAGAACGUGGUGGUGACAUCGACACGGCCAUCACCUUCAACAUCAGCCGGCCCACAUCCUAUCCCCCCACUCCACCAGCAGCAUGGAGGUGUCACCCCGCCGACUACCUCGACGGCUCCACCUGCCACUGUUUGUGUGGGGCCGCAGACCCCGAUUGUCUGGCGAUCAACCCACCUACCAAAACUGCGCAGCUGACGAAUUCUGCACGCCGCUGGGCAGAUGCGCUCGCCGUCCGCCCGGUGAGUGACUGUGCUGACUGGCAGAAGAGAGUGAUCCCUGAUGGGUGUCGGUGUAUGCAUUGCUGUCAGGUUACGAUGUCGGCCAGGUGUCCAUCAGUGAGGACUGUGUCAACCUGGCGUUGCCGGGGGAGACGGUCCUCCUGGGCUACAUCGGCCCACCAGAAGGCAUCACCGCAGCGUAAGGAGGGACAAUUUUUGUCUCACUCACUGUGCCCAACCUACUCGUGUGUGUGUGCAGCGGUGGGUGCCAGGCCUGCCCUUAUGAGAAGCUGUAUGAUGGCGCAUCGGUGCUCAAUGAUCAUGGGGAGUAUGUGUGCCAGUACAAGGCUCUUGGACACAUCAACGGCAAGAACGUCAGUCAGCAGCUCAUGGGCACACGCCAACCAAAGCAGCAUGAGAGUAUUGUGUGUUUGGGUGCCUAUUCAAUCACUCACGUAGGUGUUGACGGAGUUCAAUGCGACCAACGAUGCCUUCGGCGCCAAUCUCACGGCCGGCGGCCUCACCAAUCAGCGCCGCACUGUCCGCGUGGCGCUUGGUGCCAGCAGCAAGCUGCCCACAACCGCCACGCCAUCAAACCCCUAUUAUGCGGCCCUCGACUCAGGCAAGGAAGGGUAUACACCGAGAGACUCACAGAAGAGGUGUGCACGUGUGCGCAGGUCAGGGGAACCAGGAACUGGCCCGAGUGCUGACUGCCACGGAGCCAGAUGGCCGGAACGAGCAGAUAGUGACGAUAGAGAGCACGACGUCGACGUUCCGGUUCAUGCACUUCAGCUCGGGCAAGCUGGUGUCGGCCCUGUCUGAGGACUUCACUGACAUGAUCAUGUUCUUGGACAGCCCAGACCACCCAUUCCCACGGUAAGAGGUGGCUGGAAUGACUGUCGACUCGUGCGUGGACGCCCUUUUGUUUCUGUAGGUACGGUUCGCAUACGGUGCAGAUCGACGCCACACAGCUGACAAUCAACACGGUGUGUGUGCAGCGACACAUUGCCGUCAUCUGUGUGUUUGCUGGAUUAGAUGUGUGUGUGGGUGAGUGUGAUUUGUGCAGGCGACUAAGACUCAGGGCCGGGAUGUGCAGCGAUUGGGCCUCACUGUGCCCCCGGCGAUUGCACCUGCUGGCUACAGGUCACGGACUGUCGCACCUGUCACGGUCGGCCUGCCCGGCUGCUUGCCUUCCAGCGAUCUGUGGGAUGAGUCUUGUGUAUGUCUCCGUGUGUAUAGGCGAAUCUGGCAUCGUUCCAUGAUGAUGGCGGCGGGCCACGGAACAUCCAUCCCGUCGUGUUCCCCUCAGGCCCCGACUUCAUCGACUCAGCAGCUGCAGGCAGCUGCCUCAGUAUUUACGCCUUCACCGACGAUUUCGGCAACAGCUACUGCGAUGGAAUUCACGACGGUCGGUGAGCCCCGGUCUCUCCCUGGUGCAGCAAUAUCGUGUCUUACAUUAUUACCCCUUUACCAUGCAGGCCAUCUGGUGGUCGCAUAUGGCGGGUUCUCAUCCAGCCUCUCGACAUUCGAUCGCUCCAACCUCACUGGGUGGCAGGUCUUGGUCAGGGGCAACUCGGAGACGGACGUCAUCAGCAGCGAGGUGAGAGAUCUCCUCACGGCCGUCGAGUGGAGUUUCCCAAGCAGGAGCACUUUCCCGGCUCGGCGUUUCUUGGCACCAACUUCGACCCCUUCAAUGAUGACCACUACAAUGUUCGGGGUGGGCUGAUGCAGACAGACAAUAGGUAUCGAUCUGUUCAUUGGUUGUCUCUUUAUUUGCCUUGGUUUCAGGAUUCUGGAAAUGUAAUCAAUCAAUAGAGCACCGGGCUGCACUGACGUGAAUCGUGUAUAUGCGUCUCGUGUGAUGUCAACAUACAUGUAUGCAGGCGCUAUUGAGUUGUGGCUUGACGGCACAUGCGACUGUAACUGUGGCCGCUAUGACCCUGACUGCGCUGGCGACACGGGAAUCCCGGAGGACUGGCUGCAAGCACAGGGCAUCUCGCCAGGGCUGGGCGGAAGCGAUUAUGUGAGCAGCAGGAAAACACUCACCGAGUAGCUCGUCUCGGUGUAUCAGUGGCUUUUCUUUGAUGAUAUGUAGGAUGACAAGGGCGUGAUGAUCGAGUGUCCGGAUGGCGACGCGGCAUUGGUCAAUGUUGAUGGCGCCAACAUCCAAUGCGCAACACUACGUGACAUGAGGGCCACAUACCCGUAAGCUUGAUGGGCCUGCCUGGCCAUCCAGCAGAUAUCUUGAUGCCCUCCGCCCUUCUUUCGUGGCUGCUUAUAGGUACUGUUCCUACCCCGCGGGCAUUCCCACAGCAGUGAGGGCCAAUGCUUGGAACGGCCUGGGUAAGAGAUGCAUGCAUUUCGUCAGGACGAAUCACCACACAUACGACAGUCGGAAGUGCUACCGCUCCCUUGUCUUUUGCUUCUUCCAGCAACCGACAGGAUCGACUUCUGGAACCGUGGGUCAAUUCAUGAGACCAUUACUUCCGAUGGCUGCCACUCUUGAGACCUCUGCAUGUAUGUGUUUCUGCACGUAGAGAAGCUGUGGGAGGUGAUAGUGCUGGAUUCGCCGCUGAAGAACUCACGGAGCGCUGGCGUGGUAGUUGAGACACUCGCCAUCGAUACGGUCGGCCGGUGGACGAACGGCACAAUGGGAAGUGUAUGCUGGGUUUCUUUCCUUUUGCAGCAUGCAAGCAGCACCUCUGGCAGAAGGCGGCUGACACAACAGGUGUGUGAGACAAGCAACAUCGAAAUGCUCCCUUUAUGUCUCGCCAUGUCUGCCUUCAGGCCUCAGCCACUGCUGACUAUGACAGUCUCUUCGACGAGCUGGAACCCGACCCCCGCUUGCAAAGGUCACUCAGUCAGACGCCUGGGCAUCUGCACUCGCACAAUGCACCACACGAUUUGGCAAUCGCGUCUCUUGGGUACAUGUGCACAGGCACAUCUCAAUGACGCACCACCAGUCAAGGGGCACUGUCCACGAGGAGGAAAGGCGAAGGCGACUCGAAGCCAACACCACGCCAGACCGAUCGAUUCGCUUGUCACAACGUAAGGUCGCAAGGGAGGAUCUUCUCGACUACAUUAACCGCAGGCUGGAGAACAAGAUGGACCAUGGCCAACGUCGGUUGUCUGCCCCAAUGCAUUCUGUCCCUUCGUCGACCCCUUCUCGACUGCCCCGGAAGCUGCAGCCCGGCGGCGAGGACCCUGCCGACCCCCUGGAAGAUCCAGCGGCCGAGGACCCGAUCGAGCCUGACCAGGAGGACCCAAUCGCCGACGACCCACUCAUAGAGGAACCAGCAGGAGGUCAAACCAGACCGAGACAUGCGGUCAGAUGAUGUGUCCGUACGUGUGUUCAUGAAAUACAGAUGAUCCGGACAGUGAUUUUGAAGAUCCGGUGGUGGAAGAUCCUGAACCAGAUCCAGCUGAUGCAGCUCUUGACGAGGGCGCGGGAGAUGAGGUAGCUGAUCCAGUGACAGGAGCUGAUGACUUCGGAGGCCAACCAGACCCUGGCCCUGCUCAAGGAGGUAAGCAGCAAGGAAUGCCGCGUGUGGAUGUUGACGUUGACUGACAUGUGAAUGGCAGGUGGUGAUCCGUUGGUCGAUGAGCCAAUCGAUGACCCUGACACGGGCGGCGGAGAAGUCCCAGAAGAUCAAGGUGUUUUGGGUUCUUCUGUAUGAAUGAACAUGAAUGUGUGUGCAUUGUUGCCGUGCUGCAGGUGAUGGAGGACUCGACGGAGGCCAGCUUGGGUCUGCGGAGGCCAGCUUGGGUCUGGCCCUGACGACAUCGGCCAGGAGGAUCCAAUGA
Vitrella brassicaformis is the source of this 6271-nucleotide messenger RNA. Lineage: Eukaryota; Vitrellaceae. The record is from the annotation of a GenBank genome assembly.